This is a messenger RNA of Emericellopsis cladophorae, 2256 nucleotides long. RefSeq lists its product as uncharacterized. The transcript has 3 exons. The coding region runs from base 1 to 2256 and encodes 751 amino acids. The record is from RefSeq and is a predicted model, not a curated record. Lineage: Eukaryota; Fungi; Ascomycota; Sordariomycetes; Hypocreales; Bionectriaceae.
AUGUGGCACCGACUCUCCAGCGCCAUACAACAGCAAUCACCAGCUGCCACCACCACCACCACCACCACCACCACCAAGGCGCGAGACGACCCCGACACCCAACUCUGGCAGGACAGAUUCGACGAUCGGAUUGAGCGCCUUGCAAAAUCUUCUGAAGGUGGCAAUCGACCCCAUCGCUUCGAGAUUCAACAGGGCAAGGCUGUGCCCAGCUCAAGCGACACGCCUCUGGCUUUGCGCGAGUACCUACCAAGCUCCACCUCUUCGUCGACACCAGAAGCUGCGCCUCGACCGCGACAAUUCCCACGAACCUCAGACUGGCGCCAGAGAGUCCAACCGGCACCCCCUCCACCUGUUAACGGCGAAGUUGCCGUACCAAAGUUGGUGGUGAGCGACGAUCAUUGCGACAAGAGGCAACCGCAGAGCGACGAAAUGGCGAGCCUGUAUUACACACAACUACAACAGCAGCAAAAGGCGAUCAAUACGGAUGGAGUGUCGUUGCCAAGCUCCCCCGAACUGAGCCCAGAGAACAGCCCGUACUACAAUGACAACAGUGUCUCGCCAAUGGAGGAGGAUGACGCAGAUGUGUCUCGACAGUAUUUCAUCGAGGGGGCCAACCCACUGGCGCAACAUCCCGCUGCCAACUCAUCAACAGCUACCUCGCCCGCUCUUCGGUCCAGUGGUCAACAUCCGUCCAGCAGUAUCCCCACGAUGAAAAGGCAGCAGCAGAAGCUGAGCGACGCCGAUGCAGUGGCUCCAAGACCGCGAGCGAAUCGCGACACGCACCUGAGGGCUGGGACCCCUCCUAUAGAAUCGGACCACACAUCUCGCAACGCCGUCGGAUGGGAGGAUCCUACCGACCAAAUGCAUCCUCGACCAGAGAGCACCGAACCCCGCGACGAAGCGCCCAUGUACGGCAUGAAGACCACCGUCACGGCUCAGCUGGGCCAGCGCUCGAGGAACCCCCCACCUUCUCUUGGGCAGCGCGUGCGCCAGCAGCUGGGGAAAGGAAAGACGGAGCCCAUCGAGAACAGACCAGCAUGGCAGGGCGCCAGCGGCAGGGAGACUGUCGUCAAACCUGUCCAGGACAAGACCAGUGUGCCGCCGCUGCAGGUGCCGCCCAAGAGCAGCAAGAGGGCCGAGCGGGCGAGGGAUGCGCGCACACAGGAGCAGCAUGCUCAGCCUAUACGGCAAAGUCAACAGGCACACGACAUGGCACAUGGCUCGUCGAAAAUGGCAGCCCUUCGAAAGUUCAUGCCCCAUCGCCACAAUCAGGUACCGCCUCAACCCCAAGGCCGGGCCUCUUUCGCAAACGAGCCUGCGACAGACAACGUCGCAGCUGUAAACGCCACCACCACCACAGACGAAACAGGCAUGGACAUGUCUUCCUCCAUGGAGGCGCCCGAUUCCCCGCCACAGAUUCGGGUCUCGCCCCAUCCCCCUCGACUCACGAUUCCCAACCCGGACAAGGCCAUCAAGCGCAAGCCCCCGCCCAACGCUGCCAACAGCCCAGCACACGUCGUCCACCCGUCCAUCUCCAGCUCAGUCUACUCAACGCAGCCCGAUCACCCGACCCUGACCACCUCACCGCAGCAGAUCACGUCUACUCCCCCGCUGCUGGAGGACUCACGGACGCAGCCCCCGUCGCAACUCAGCAGCACCAGGUACCCUACAUCUGCAGACGACACGACCUCUCGACGCUCCAACGAGGAGCAAGUGCCGCCUGUCUCCGAGCCAGCGUCUUCCGUGAUGGAUCGUAGGAGACCCGUCCCCGGACGAGACAGCCCGCAGACGGUACCGCACGACCCCCUGGUGAUUUCGCUCAAGUCGGCCACCACGUCCGACCAUGCCAGCACGCCACGGAGCAUCGCCCACGACAAGCCGGUUGGCCGGCCCAUGUCCAUCAUGUCAACGAGCAAGGAUCUGCCCCCGGCGCCACCGGAGAUGGUCGACACCAAAGACCGCGUCGUGCUGCUCAAGACGAAGCUUGAGGCGCUGGCCCAUCGACGCAACAACAUCAGUAGGAGCAUCAAGAAGAUGACGGAACUCAUGCCCGCUGACAGGCUCAUGGCCAGCCACGAGGUGCUGCGCAAGCGCGAGGAGGAGAAGAGGAAAGUCGAGGUUCUUCGCGAGGAGCUCGCCGAGGUGCAGAGGCAGGAGUACGACCUAGGCUUGAAAUUGCACCGCGCGUACAAGCGUCAGGAGCGCGAGGCAAACUACGAGACCGGCACGCUGUGGGUCAGGAGAGUCACGAGCUAA